Molecule: messenger RNA, 976 nt
Organism: Portunus trituberculatus (swimming crab)
Lineage: Eukaryota; Metazoa; Arthropoda; Malacostraca; Decapoda; Portunidae
Product: calcium and integrin-binding family member 3-like
Exons: 7
Coding region: 1-723 (240 amino acids)
Molecular function (GO): calcium ion binding
Source: RefSeq, a predicted model, not a curated record
AUGGGAAUAAAUUUGCAGACACAACCUUGCUCUGUUCUCCGUGCGGCAAGAUUUCACCAGGACCACACCCGCCACACCCCCGCCACACCUAGUUACACCCCGUCACACCAAGCCACACUGCACCCUCUCAGCAUCCACUCACCCUCCACAGCACCCUCUCCUCCCCCUGCCAAGGCCUCUUUGCUACUGAAGGAGACGCAGAAGGCGUGUACGUUUCUUACAAGGAAUAACAUUUUGAGGGCAGAGAGGCUGUUCCGGAAGGUGUGUGGCGGUAACCUUCCCCUCCAGCUGGACCCCUCCAUCACCUCCUCCUUCAAAGCAUCCUUCGCUGACCUUAACACUCUCCCGGAGCUCAAGGAGAACCCGUUUAGGCGCAGAGUGUGUGAGGUGUUCGGAGAGUCGCCUGACGGAGGGCUGACCUUUGAGCAGUUCCUGGAGAUGUUUUCUGUCUUCAGUGAGUCUUCUCCUAGGGACGUGAAGGCCACCUAUGCUUUCAGGGUGUAUGACUUCGAUGGGGACGGGUUCCUAGGAGAGGCUGACCUGGGAGAGACUGUGAGGCACCUGACCCAUGACCUACUGUCCGCUGAAGAGUACACCACGAUAGUCAGCAAGGUGCUGGAGGAGUCGGACGUGGAUUGUGACGGGAAGAUCUCACAGUCAGAAUUCAUACACGUUAUCCUAAAAUGUCCGGAAUUUGUGUCCAAUUUUCACAUUAGAAUUUAAGUUGCUAUUCUGUUGUGUUGUUGUUUUAUUUUUCUAUUCUCUGUUGGUUUAUUUUCGGGGGUUUAGUUGAGUGAGUUGUGUUUUUCUUUCUGUUGGUAGAAAGAUUGUUAGUUUCUCAUUUGGAUGGUAUAAAUUGUUUAGUGUUUUUUUUUUUUUCUGUUAGUCCUCCUCAGUACUGGGACGCAUUUUUUACCUUGAGUUUUGCGUGUGAUUAGACGAUUUCAUUUAUAUUAGGAAGCGUCUGUGGAGGUUA